Messenger RNA from Oncorhynchus kisutch (coho salmon), 1772 nucleotides. Its product is annotated as zinc finger protein 664-like. The record is from RefSeq and is a predicted model, not a curated record. The transcript has 3 exons. Lineage: Eukaryota; Metazoa; Chordata; Actinopteri; Salmoniformes; Salmonidae. Gene Ontology annotation, biological process: regulation of transcription by RNA polymerase II. Gene Ontology annotation, molecular function: DNA-binding transcription factor activity, RNA polymerase II-specific; RNA polymerase II cis-regulatory region sequence-specific DNA binding. The coding region runs from base 507 to 1772 and encodes 421 amino acids.
UGUAUCACUUUAAAUUAAACCAAUCGUUUGCACUCAUGACUUGAGCUAUUUAGCCAACUAGCUAUUAGCCUAAACAGCAUAACCAACCAGCACACAGAAUUUAGAACAGCCACAUUUUUACAGAUGACGUCCCACACCGUAGCAGCGUAGCCUUCAGGUCUGCUACUAAACCACUGGCCUUCAUCGAGAGCAUCAAGUCCAUGCUGAAUUGUGGGUAAACGGUGACUGGCUGACUGAUUUAUAAAUAAUAAUGAGUAGUUAUUUAAGAUGCAAGGUGAUUUGUAAAUGAGUCAGCAGCCACCUGCACUGUCGGCUGCAAAGUCGAACGAGCCCAAUACCAAACCAAUCAGGUGUUCGACGAAAUUAUUCUUCAGACAUCAUUGAUCACGUGCUGCUGAUAAAGGGACACUGCUUUGAAUUAUACCGCUUAGCGACUUCAGUACCUGCCUCAUAGCUCCAGUCUCAAACUUAACCCCGGUCCUGCUGAAGAAGAGGCGGUCGUCUGGAUGGAGAAAGAAGCUCUCGUGAAAGAGGUGGAGGAAGAGGAGGCUGUUACAAUACAAAAACAAGUAGAGGUUGAGGCUGUUACCGUGAAAGAAGAAGAGAAAGACGUCACAGUUAAAGAGGGAGACUCGUUCAGAGUUAAUAAAGAGGGGGACGACGACAUUUCAGUGAACGAAGAGGAGGGGGAGGUGACUGUCACAUCGGAAAAUGAAGAAGAGGAGGAAACUGGAUAUCUCGGCCCGGUUUCCCAAGCGCAUCUUAAGGCGUCCGAUGGUUCCAACGAUGAAGGGGCCCUGAUUAACACUAGAGAGAGACCUAACUAUCGUGGAUUCUCUGGGGGGCCUCAACAACCUCAUGAUGGUGACAGGGCAGAGAAGAGUCUCUCCAAAUCAAAACACCUCAAGAAACACCAGCAGAGACCCACAGGGAAGAAAUGUCAUUGCUGCUCUGACUGUGGGAAAGGUUGCAAAUCUUCAUCAGAACUUAAAAUACACCAGAGAACACACACAGGAGAGAAACCUUAUAGCUGUGGUCAAUGUGGGAGGAGUUUUGUUCAAGCUAGCCAUCUGACUAAACACCAGAGAACACACACAGGAGAGAAACCUUAUAGCUGUGAUCAAUGUGGGAGGAGUUUUACUACAUCUAGCAUUCUGACAGUACACCAGAGAACACACACAGGAGAAAAACCUUAUAGCUGUGGUCAAUGUGGGAGGAGUUUUACUACAUCUAGCGGUCUGACAUUACACCAGAGAAAACACACAGGAGAGAAACCUUAUAUGUGUGAUCAAUGUGGGAGGAGUUUUGUUAAAGCUAGCCAUCUGACUCAACACCAGAGAACACACACAGGAGAAAAACCUUAUAGCUGUGGUCAAUGUGGGAGGAGUUUUGCUACAUCUAGUGAUCUGACAGUACACCAGAGAAAACACACAGGAGAGAAACCUUAUAUGUGUGAUCAAUGUGGGAGGAGUUUUGUUAAAGCUAGCUAUCUGACUCAACACCAGAGAACACACACAGGAGAGAAACCUUAUAUGUGUGAUCAAUGUGAGAAGAGUUUUGUUCAAGCUAGCCAGCUGACUUCACACCAGAGAACACACACAGGAGAGAAGCCUUAUAGCUGUGAUCAAUGUGAGAAGAGUUUUCCUACAUCUAGCCAGCUGACUUCACACCAGAGAACACACACAGGAGAGAAGCCUUAUAGCUGUGAUCAAUGUGACAAGAGAUACUCUGAUAAAAGAUCUCUGAUCAAACAUCAGAAAAUACAUGCAUGA